GGCAACGACGUGAUCGCCGCAGCGAUGGCAGAGCGCGGAUGACACAAGAACUUUUGUUGCGAUACCAAUUAUGCAGAAACUCGAAGCGCAUUUUCGCCGUCGGUGCCGCCGUGUUGUCCCAAUUGCGAGGCGCAUGCGCCGCCCAGCCCGCCCCGAGCGCGCACGCUGUGUGCUGCGCGUAGCGUGAUCACCUGCGGGUGCGAGGGCAAGCGAGCGAGGUUGAGCUGCAAGGGCUGAUUGUAGCACGUACUAGGAUAUUCGGGUAUGCUCUAGCUGGUGGCUUCAUGCGCACUAUUUUCCCCUGCGCUCAGUGUGUCAGGUCUCGUGAUCUCAGUUUUGUAGACGCAGCACACUUUAAAGGGUGAAGGGAGCGCCAGCUCGGGUUGUUCAACUUUGGAACAAGCGCGAGCGCUCCCCGCUGCCGGAGCUCCAGAACACGUCAGCGUAGCGGCAGUGAGCUCGCCCAGGACCGGCCAGUGGGAGCAAAGGCGGCCGGCUCCUGAAAGGUGCCGGCUGCGGCCGCAUCUGGCCGCAUGGACGACGCCGAGGCAGCCGAGCAGCAGCCUUCGCUGCAGGAGCGCGCUCUGGGCGGCUUCUGCAGUCGCUUCUGCCGGGGCCUCUACCUACUCUUUAUGCUGGCGCUGUUCGGUGCUGCCGUUGCCGUGCUCGUGCUCUGGACGCCGCCUACACCGACGCAGGUCUUCCUGGGUGCCGUGCUGUUCGCCCUGGGCGGCUGUUGCGGCCUGGUAUUCGUCAGCUGGGACAGCGUGGUGCGCUCGACGCGCCUCGGUUGCUGUUGCAUCUAUGCGACGUCCGUUGUGUUCUGCGCCGGCCUGCUGGGCGCCGGCGCCCUGCUGGCCGAGCGCACGCCGCGCUACGUGCGCGAGGACGGCCUCAUUCUUCUUGGCCUCGGCCUGCUUGGUCUGCUGUUCGUGGCGCUGUACGCACUGGCCGGUCGCCGCGCCGCUGAGCGCUCGCGUCAAGAAAGCGGAUCCUUCCUGGGGCAACUGACGUCGCGCUCGCGGCUCAGUUCUAGCUCGGCGGCCGUCGAGCUGUGCAAGGCACUGUUCACAGAAAACCGAGCAUUUUCGCCUCAGCGCCUGCAAGAGGAUGAGGCCAGCUCCAAUAAAGUGGUGAUGCUGUGCGUCCUCCGCUCUGACGCUGGCGGUGCCAAGACUGUCGCCUUCGUGGACGCAGAGGAAGGAUCCCCAGCUGCACAAGACUCGGAAUAUUUGCCAGAGGCUGAGCCAUUGCCGGAUGCCGAGUCUCUGGCAAGCGCCGAGUCUCCGGCAGCCACUGAGACGUUGCCAAGCGUCGAGUCCGCAACACACGAGUCGUCCGACCCGUCGGCGGUCUAAAGCGUCAUUCACAGAGACGGUUGCGGAAUCAAGUUUCGAGGUGGAGGCCUACGCAGGCGAUACACAUAGCUGCAACGGAGAGUAGUGUUCCUCGUCAAUGAGUGCCUUGCUUCAACGAAAUGGCGAACCUGAUGAGGUAGCGAGAGCACUUAUUAGCAGGUUCAACGUUUCCAUCACCAACUUCAUUAGAUAAGCUCUCACUCUAGUUCUCAGAAGCAGCAGCCUUGGAGAACCGAAUUAUCGAUGCGUAUACUGCCUGAGUUUAUUACCUUUGAGGCACUUUACCGCAUCGUAAUGUCUCUGCCGUGUCCGCAAACGCCAUUGUGAAUGAAGCUGCUGUCGCUGCCAGUACAAAAAGGCCAAAAAGGUUAGCUUGCUCGGCUAUUGAAAGCCCGGUUGCACUGUCGAAGCUCAUCUUAAAAGUAAGAAUUUACGAACUGCGUGCACGUAGCCGCACGCGGGCCACAGCAGAACUAGGCCUCGAGAAGUGUGGAACAUGGUGAGUUUAGCCACGACCCGUCCAGCUAUAAUCCGAUCAGAGGUUAUUGAGUGCCUGCCAAACCUGCGGCUAACCUUAAGUCAUUGUUGAGUGGCGCUUGUGCGACCAGUUCUCAAUGAUUCCAAUGGUCUAACUUGUACACGCUGAACUUCUACGCUCCUGCGUCUAGCAGUGGGCAUUGGUGGAGCCCUUUGAGGGGGGUAUUGUAUGCAGGUGUGAGUGCGAAGCAAGAAUUUGGUUUGAGCGUUCGCUGUUAGAGCGAAAUCUUGACACAUUAUGACUAUUGCAAUUUGCCAUUAAAGGCACGUCCCCCCGUGAGAUUGUAGUACAAAGGUAGUUUUUACAUCUUCUCGUAGCCUCGCGUCCGCGCAGAUAGAUCGUUGCUUGGGAGAAGCCAUUUCUGUGUUUCUUUCGCGACGCGCCUCUCUAGGCUAAUAAACUGGAAAACGACGGCUCAUGUACAAGAUCAAAAGACGAUAGUUGUGUAAUGGCCGAUGCGGGCGCAUUCUUUGUAUCCUGAUAGGCCAAAACUCGACGUUUAACGCAAGUCUUGGUGCUCUUCAAGCUUUACCACAGUAUGCGAGGUUUUUGUAGUUCUAUACCGACUUUUAUGUUGUUCAUAGAUUCGAGCUCGGCAACGUUCUAGUAAGGGCAAUUCCCCGGACGACCCUUAGACAGAAUAUAACGUUUUAGCGCUAGUGAUCUUUGACUCUGAUACGCACUGUACAAUCCGGGAAAAUCAAAAUGCGAAGGUGAAGGAGCACGUUAACGUUCAACUUUCCUUGCUUCAAAAUCUUGCUCCUCUGACAGGCUCCCAUACUCUGCAAACGCUUCCGAACAAGACACAUUUGCUCAAAGUAACUGCCAUAUCGCUUCCAACUUAAAGGCAUGUAGUACGUGCGACUCCACACCUCCUUACCCGUUCGUCCAUGGCACACUGAGCAUCUGACCGCCUAAAGAAGGCGCAGCAUUGCCCUACCACUAGCACUGCCGCACUGAUAUCGCGCUUACGUUACCGUGAAGAUUGAAGAAGGACGCCUUCGACAGCAGAAUUUGCAGGAUUAAGUGAGUGCAUAAAUUACAUCAUCCGCUCUGGUAUGGAGUUGGGAACGUUUUUCUUGCGCUUAGACAGCAAGUCUUUUACUGUGUUUGUAUAUAUAUAUAUAUCCUUUAACAGGGGGCCGUUCAGCAAAUUCUUGGUGUCAUACUUUGCCCUGCUGGGUACAUAUGCAAAACAGCACGAGCGUGCACAGUUUUCGACCCUGUAUCAAGUGCGGGAGCAGUGCGAGGCCGUUUUCCAUCGUCUAGUGCCAGUGUAUUCGUACCGAGAAACACUAGCGUUGUCCACCGGAGACCGCCACUAAUUGAGAGAGCCUGCCUCUAAGUUGCUGUAGGUGCCACCUAUACAGGAACCUCUCACUGUACACAGCUUUGUGCAGCUUUCACCUAUCGAUGCCUCCAAGAGAGCCAUUUGCCAGGCUGUGAAAUUAAAGCAUAUCGCCAGCGCAGCGAUAAGCUACUCAGUACAUCGAGAAGCCCCGAGUAGCGAAACCUUGCCUCCCAUGCUCGAAGAGUUUGUCAGUGGCAGGUGCAUUAGAUAGCGCAAACGUACCACGUGCGGCUCCUGCGCGUGGAGCAGGCUGUAACUACUCUCGGUUGUCUUGUCAAUCAAGAAACCAAACGGCAGCAGCCAGAAAGAAAAUACUAUGACGAGUGUCAGCACAGGACAACGUACAGCGUCAUGCUAUGUGUUCCUUUGAGCCAUCUCUCACGAGACCCUCCGUAUUCUUAGUGUCGCUGUCUAUUCAUUUCACGUUACGAGGAUGUCUAAUUGGGUUUACAGUACAUCAGCUAGGUAAGGUAUCACCACGAGAAGCUUUUAUUAGAAGAGUGGCGCAAUUUAACACGGCUGCACAAUGCGUUCGUCUUGCCUAUGCUUCGCGUAUGUGCGUAGCUUGUGUUCCUCUGAUAAUAGCUAUGCUUUACCAACUAGCCCAACCAGAAGCACUCCUACGAAAGUCUUAAAAGUGUCUUUUGGGUGUUCCUCUUAUUGUUGCUCACCAGGUGAUUGAGGGCACCAAAAUGCGGCAGUUGUUCGCCUACCGUUGCUGCAUCUCUGUAUAAGUUCUUGUUUUAGUUGCAGCAUGCGGAGUCAUUAAAACUGACAGACAUAGGCUUAUCGCGGCCAGUGAUUUGUAUCUGUAGGAACUAUUUCUAGGAUAAGCAAAUCCUUGCAAAACAUGAAUCAAAGCUACUCACUUUCAUUUAAAACGCAGUUAUAGCUUUUUAGCAAAAAAAAAAAUUGUUUGCGGUCACAAGAAGGGUGCGAACGCAUGGUUGUCACUAUCAUACGCCGGCAGCGCUUUUACAAGGGUACACGUGAGCCAGCCCAUUGUGCUUAACCAAUGUAUCACUCCGAUGAAAAUCUGCGCCAUGCCCAGGAAGUCAGGACAUCUGGCAAGGGUCGUGUUUUUUAACGAAUCUUUUCAUAUCCCAUUUCCUGUACCCUUUGUCAUCGGUGUUGGGAAGCGCGAUGGAUGAUGAGAAAUGACUGGAAUCGAAAGAGAAUUCUUACAAAAUAGGGCUGCUAAAGACAGUAGUUCUGCGAGAUUCUUUCUUUUCCCGAUUCCUUUCGUUUCUGAUUCACUUUUCCCGCUCCUUAACUACGAAUUUUAAUAUUUCUCCUUCCCUAGAUGACGCAAGCAGCGACAUACACUUUUACGUAUGACCAAUUGAUGAACUGUGCGCAGACACAGCGAAAAACAUAACGUGCUGGGCACGGUAAUCGAACCCCCUAACUCACUUCAUCUUGACAGAAAAUUCAAACUCUGGCCGUCGGAACCAUUCAACUACAGCCGGAAGCAGCGACCUGCGCGACGAAGUUUUAUAUUUGUGCUUACCUGGUAGAUUCUGGGACUGUUCGGGUAAAAAAAAAAAACAGCAAUUGUGGAACAUCAUCGUUGUUUCGAGACAUACUACGUCAGAGCUCUGAAGAUGGGUCUUCGUAGUUGAUAAAGCUCGCAUAAAUUUUUUGUUUAUAUAUUUUUUUCUGCGCAAGUUGUUCUUUCUACAAAAUAGGUAAAUUUAGAACAUUUGCAUGUGCUUUUAUACUUCCAACUUCGUACGUAAUUUGGAACAGCUUUUCGUCCGCAAUAUCCGCUACAUACACGAUGUGUUGUCUAGGCGGGGAGCUGUUUUCUCGAGGCCUUUCCGGUUCGUUGUCUGUGUGAUGAUUAGUUAUAAUAAAAACACGCACACUCACACACACAAACACCUUUCAUAUAAACCGAUUGUGCAUUCCGAUUUCUCGAACUUCUGAUUUAUAUUGCCAGUUUCGGCAGUUGCACACCCAAAUGUACUGGCGAUAAUCCGCUUUUUUUUUCGACACUUUUCGCUCCCUUGAGCAGUCAUUCAGCUUGUUCUUCCUGAUUCUUCUGUUAACCUUUCUAACCAUACAAGACAUGCUGACGAUAAAGUGAUGUUUUUAGCCUUGUAUCGUGCGAAUUGCAUUUCUGACGUUUGUUCUGCCGUCCUGCACUUCACGCUGUUUUCUGAGCAAUAUGCUCAAGCGACAAACUCCGCUUAAAAACUAUUUUGUGCUAUCACAGCCUCAUUUUGCGAGAGGGAACUGAUUUAUGUCUUUCAAAGACUCCGUUCUUACUGCUUGAAAUGCCGUUACAUUACAUUCUGGAGGUGUUCCACGGGAAUUAUCCCGUGGAAGUUGUAAGAAAAGUUAAUUUUUAUUCUCCUUGUCGAGAUGGCAAGCUUAAGAACUUGUUCUGCAAUAAUUUAAUUUAUCAAUGCAACAGGAAUACAGCCAAUGUUGAACGUCACCCUUGUUGAAUGAAAAGGAUAAUGUAAUUAAUCUGAACGCUUCCAAAACUGAACAUGAAAAAAAUGAGAGACAGUACAGAGACAUUUGAGCUAGAGACAUGCGUUUAUUCACUUAACAAUCAUGACAGCCAAAAGUUAUAUUACUAUAAUUCAGCUGUACAAUCAGGCGCAAAGCUCUGGUAGGUAAAUGGCUACGCAUUAGGAAAAUAGAACAAACUGUUCGUGGGCUAGUGCAUUUCGAGUAUAAUGCCAAGUGUCAAGUACAUGUUGCCCUUGAAUUGUGAAGUGUUCGCCUCGGAUGCAGCACUGUCUAUAUGAUUCACUUCAUUCGCGACAUGCAAUUUUUUACCAUGGAGCAGUCCGUGAGGCAGUAAAGUUUUUCCGUUUUGGCAUAUCUUUUAGCUGAAAAAGCUCUGAUAAAAAGUUGGAUGUCUACAGCCCUUAGAUAUUCGACUACAGAACAUCAGGAACCAGUUUGUGUAUAGUUUAUGCGUGAGUUUGUGCAUAUGUUCACCUACUAAUUUCAGGUUAGAGUGAAAUAUGAGCUGUGAAGGUAUCAUAGCUGUAGCUUUGGUACUUUCAGUACGAGUUAAUAAUGGCAGUGUGUCGCCCAGCAUGCUGCGAUAGGUGGGCAGAAGGUCGCCGCAUCAGCAAAGUGCAGGCUGGGCUACUUGCUGGAGUAUCAUUACUGGGUUACAUUCAUGCAGAACGCAUACUGUCAGUUGGUGUUCUUAGAGUUUCCUUUAUUUUAUUUUUUUUAUUUUGUAGUGCACGUAUGAUUGUCAGCAGCGCUGCCACACAAGUGAAGGAAAAAAAUAUCAAAACUACUGCACUCGUCCUUCGCCCUGAUGUGAAAGUUUGUUACCCUAUAUUCCUCGUGAUACAAGUUCUGUGAUGAAACUACGUUAGUUCUUGCGCGGUCCUGUCAACUUUGUAUUUGUCCUGUUGUCAUCUAAGUUUGUUCUAUGAGCGGUUACACCGCCCAAUUAUUUCGCGUGGUUUAGUCGUAGAGCGACUAUGCUGGUCGCGUGGAAACGUGCUUCAUCCGGUGGCGACAUGUUUCAGUGUGCAUCGUCCGCGAGAAAACCCUUUUCCAAUCAAAGUAGCUAACUGUCCCUUUUUAUACGAUGCAAGCUGUGCGAUGAUUCGAGCACGCGCAUACUCUCUGCAUAUAACUGCGCCGUGACAUAUCAGCGGCCUCCCCCCCUGCUGACUUGCACGUCGCGGUGAGCGGAGGUCACGUGGUGUUGUACUCGCCUCUGCUGCUCUCGGUCCCCACGUUUGUUGAGUCCUCUUCUUUCUCGACUACUUUUCUCACUCAGCAUCUACAUGAACUGCUCAGUUCAGGCAAUAAAGUUCCAAUUAGGA
Molecule: messenger RNA, 7059 nt
Organism: Dermacentor andersoni
Lineage: Eukaryota; Metazoa; Arthropoda; Arachnida; Ixodida; Ixodidae
Source: RefSeq, a predicted model, not a curated record